UAAAACCCAGAUUCUCAGAUGAAAGAAAUAAUUCAUUCUUAAGAGAGAGAAAAUUGAAAACUCGUUUUCAUGGUGGAAAAGGAAAAAAAGAUUUUGAUAUAAACCUUAUCUGAUCGUUUGUUUUCUUCAAUGCAUUAACGGGAAUUUGCAGAGAUCAGAUAGCAGAGGUCUUCCUCGUUCAUUUGCUAUUACUCCCCAUUCGCCUUAAAAAAAUUUCGGAAUUCUGCUUCUCUGUGUAAAAUAUUGGGUGAAAGACCAGAAAGAUCGGAGAUUCAAGCGUUUGAUAUUCCGAUUCGGCAACGGAAAUCACUUUCUGGGUGGUGGGUUUUUCUCAGUUUUUUCCACUUACCCUCCUUUCUCUGAGUACUUCUGCGUCACGGUUUUUUGUUCACGUGGUUCAAAUCUAGGUGGUGCGCGCUUUCGUAUCUCACUCGGAUAUUAUCUGAUUGUGAUGAAAUUUUAUUUUUUCAAGAGGUAAAUUCUUAUUUCCGAUCAGAAUUCUGCAUAUCCCCUUUUCAAAUUCUUCUUCUUUCACUGGGAGAAUCUCAUUAGAUUGUAUCAACGUAAGCUCAAGACUACCAUUUAUAUGGAUUAUUGAGUUUGUUUCGGAUAUUGGGGUCGCUUUGGAUUGGGGAAUUGCUGGGUAGCGCGGGGGAGCGAAGGAAGAAAGACAAGUUUGAGUUAGGUCACCCAAAGAAGCGUGUUUGAAUCUCUCGAGUUGUGGCCGAGAAGGUUUUGUACCGUUUUCGAGCUUUUUUGGGGUUUAUUUAAUGCAUUUCCUGUCUCUUUGCGUGCAUUGAUUUCAGGACCUGGGUUAAUUAUUUUCUUUUGGGCAGACUGAGCUGGUUAGUGUUUGGUUUCUGAAUCUACGUGGAAGCAGCAUCAGGAUUUAUGCUGGGUUGAGAAUAUGAGAUGGAGAAGCAAGAGCUGCUUAAGGCUGCCAUAGAUUUCUGACAACUGUUCGUCAAUUGAAUUUUGGUGUUCGACGGUCUUUCUGUACUGGGGCAGAGAUACUCUGAGUUGGAUUGUUUUAUUCUCCAGUUUUGGUUAAUUUGUAGAAUUGCUAUAUGAUUUGUUAAGGGUGGCAAAUGAGCAUAUCAUAAUGAACAAGGCAGUAGGAUUGUGGGUCGAUGGACGCCCCAGACAAGACAUUUUCUGAGUUGGUUGGCAUCGUGAAAUCGUGGAUCCCUUGGCGAUCCGAGCCAGCUAAUGUGUCGAGGGAUUUUUGGAUGCCCGAUCAUAGCUGUAGGGUUUGCUACGAGUGUGAUUCUCAGUUCACUGUUUUCAACCGUAGACACCAUUGUCGUCAUUGCGGUCGAGUUUUCUGCGCCAGGUGCACGUCAAAUUCAGUUCCUGUCCCAUCUGGUGGUGACCCAACGACUGCCCGGGAAGAGUGGGAGAGGAUACGAGUGUGUAAUUACUGUUUCAAGCAAUGGGAGCAGGGCAUACCUACCCCUGAUAAUGGGAUCCAGGUUUCCAACCUGGAUCUUAGUACUUCACCAUCAGCGACAAGUUUGGCCAGCACUAAAUCUAGUGGCACUGCUGACAGUAGUAUCAUUACACUUGGUUCAAUGCCGUACCCAGUUGAUCCUUACCAGCGAGUUCAACACAGUUCAGGUCUCAGCCCACGGCAAUCAUCUUCAAUGGAAUCAACCUCGGACAGGCGAGGCGAGAUAGCAUCAGGAAGGAGCAAUGACAUUGUUUCAGAUGUGGGGAAUCCAAACCAGUAUGGGUUUUCAGUGCACAGGAGUGAUGAUGAUGAUGAUGAGUACAGUGUAUAUCGGUCAGAUUCUAACGCAAGGCAUUUUCCUCAAGUCAAUGAUUACUAUGAUCAAGUUGAGUUUGAUGAUCUGAGCAAUAAUGAUCAAUCACGCAAGUUCCAUCCCGAUGGAGAAAAUAACAGUACAAAAAGUUUAAACAGCUCUCCAUUGCAUCAUAGCUUUGCCUCACAGGGUUUGGAAGGAAUUCCACAGCUAGGAAAAAAAGAUGAACAUGAUACCGGUGAUGAGUGUGAAGCACCUUCCUCUAUAUAUGCUGCACAGCACGUCGAAGCAGAACCCAUGGAUUUUGAGAACAAUGGACUUCUCUGGCUCCCCCCCGAUCCAGAAGAUGAAGAAGAUGAUAGGGAAGCAGGUUUGUUUGAUGAGGAUGAUGAUUAUGGGGAUGCUGCAGGAGAGUGGGGAUAUUUACGCACCUCGAGCAGUUUUGGAAGUGGAGAGUCUCGCAAUAGGGAUAGGUCAAGUGAGGAGCACAAGAAGGCUAUGAAGAAUGUGGUUGAUGGUCAUUUUAGGGCAUUGGUAGCUCAGCUAUUGCAGGUUGAGAACCUUCCCAUAGGUGAUGAAGAUGACAAAGAGAGUUGGUUGGAGAUCAUAACAUCUUUAUCCUGGGAGGCUGCUACACUUUUAAAGCCAGAUAUGAGCAAAGGUGGAGGGAUGGAUCCAGGUGGAUACGUAAAAGUAAAAUGCCUAGCAUCUGGGCGUCGCUGUGAGAGUAUGGUGAUCAAAGGAGUUGUUUGUAAGAAAAAUGUGGCUCACCGGCGAAUGACAUCAAAAAUCGAGAAACCUCGAUUAUUGAUCCUUGAGGGGGCUCUUGAGUACCAGCGGAUUUCUAACCUCCUGUCAAGUUUUGAUACUUUGUUGCAGCAGGAAAUGGACCAUCUAAAGAUGGCAGUGGCAAAGAUAGAUGCCCACCACCCUGAUGUCCUUUUGGUGGAGAAAUCAGUUUCUAGACAUGCACAGGAGUACCUUCUUGCCAAAGACAUAUCACUUGUUCUCAACAUCAAGAGGCCACUUUUGGAACGCAUAGCCCGCUGCACAGGUGCUCAAAUAGUGCCUUCAAUUGAUCAUCUUUCAUCACAGAAGUUGGGCUACUGCGAUGCAUUUCAUGUGGAGAAGUUUCUAGAAGAUCAUGGUUCUGCUGGACAGGGUGGCAAAAAAUCGGUGAAGACACUGAUGUAUUUUGAAGGGUGCCCAAAGCCACUGGGCUGUACUAUUUUACUUAGAGGUGCUAGUGGGGAUGAAUUGAAGAAAGUGAAGCAUGUGGUUCAGUAUGGAAUUUUUGCAGCGUAUCACUUGGCUUUGGAGACUUCUUUCCUUGCCGAUGAAGGAGCCACUCUGCCUGAACUCCCUUUGAAUUCUCCAAUAACCGUUGCACUUCCAGAUAAACCUUCAAGCAUUCAGAGAUCCAUCUCAACAAUACCUGGUUUUAGCCUUUCUGUGGAUGGCAAGUCACUGGGACCCCAUCAUAUUGUUGAACCACAAAGAUCCUACAGUGUCUCUUCAGAUCUGGCCUCUCAAUCCAUAGAGUCCACUACAGAUCUGAUAAAUUCUACACCUUUUUCCUCUUGCGCUUCUUCGGGAAAUAUAAUUCCGGAUUCCUACCUUAACAGACUUUCUCCCUAUUAUAGCUUUGAGGAAAAAAAUAGAAUGCGUUUUAAAGAACCCCUGGUAGCGGAAACUUCUGCAGCCAGCAACACCCCUACUGUCUUUCAGAAUCAUUGCAGUGCUAAUGGUUUUGGGACUUUAGAGACUUUGGGACAGAAUGCCAUAACUAUCACCAGUUCAGAGACAUCAUCCCUGCAAGAAGAUAGUAAAGACCAUUUACAAGAGCGAGGACCUUUGAAAGAAGAUCCUGUGCCUUUAAAAGAAGAGUUUCCUCCAUCACCUUCAGAUCACCAAAGCAUUUUGGUGUCCUUAUCAUCCCGGUGCAUUUGGAAGGGGACUGUUUGUGAAAGGUCCCAUCUCUUUCGAAUCAAAUACUAUGGCAGCUUUGACAAACCUCUUGGUAGGUUUCUUCGAGACCAUUUAUUUGAUCAGAGUUCCCAAUGUCGUUCUUGUGGUAUGCCAACAGAAGCCCAUGUUCACUGCUAUACUCAUAGGCAGGGCACGCUCACCAUAUCUGUUAAGAAGCUAUCAGAAAUUCUCUUACCAGGUGAAAAGGAAGGAAAGAUCUGGAUGUGGCACAGAUGCCUGCGGUGUCCAAGAGCCAGUGGAUUUCCUCCGGCAACUCGGAGAGUAGUGAUGUCUGAUGCUGCCUGGGGUUUAUCUUUUGGGAAAUUUUUGGAGCUCAGUUUCUCAAACCAUGCAGCUGCAAGCAGGGUAGCAAGUUGUGGCCAUUCUUUGCAUAGAGAUUGUCUUCGUUUCUAUGGAUUUGGCAAAAUGGUUGCUUGCUUUCGAUAUGCGUCGAUUGAUGUUCAUUCUGUCUACCUUCCACCAUCCAAACUGGACUUCAACUAUGAAAAUCAGGACUGGAUACAAAAGGAAACGAAAGAGGUGGUUGAUCGAGCUGAGCUUUUAUUUUCUGAAGUACUAAAUGCUCUUUGCCAAAUAGCAGAGAAAAGAUCUUCUGAUGGGCCUCUUAUAAGUGGCACGAAAGCCCCUGAAAUAAGGCGGCGAAUUGCAGAACUGGAAGGAAUGUUACAAAAGGAGAAGGCAGAAUUUGAGGAAUCACUCCAAAAGACUUUGAACAGGGAAAUGAAAAAGGGACAACCUGUUAUUGACAUUUUUGAGAUCAAUCGACUGCGGAGGCAGUUACUUUUUCAAUCUUAUAUGUGGGACCAUCGCCUGAUUUAUGCAGCCAGUUUGGGUCCGAACAGCCUUCAGGAUGGGUUGGGAAGCUCAAGUUCCGAAGAAUUGGGGAAAAUCCUUGGUAAUAAUGAUAAGCCCAUGGAAAUGAAUGUGACCAACAAGCCUGAGAAAGGCUUUCAUAGUUGCGUCUCUCUUUCUUUGGACUUGAAUCUUGAUAAAAGCCCUGAGCAGAGCGGAGGAUAUGGUAGUGACACUAACCAAUCUGAUGCAGUUCUUCAAGAAAAAUACGUGGAUCAGGAUCAAUCAGGCCCUUUGAAAUCAAACUUAAAUGUUCGUAGGGCCCUCUCUGAGGGGGAGUUCCCUAUCAUGGCAAAUCUGUCAGAUACCCUUGAUGCUGCAUGGACGGGUGAAAAUCACACUGGAAUUGCAAUACCCAUGGAUAAUACCAAUGCACUUCCUGAUAUGUCUAUGGCAGAAGCUUUAAGCACACCUGAACUGUUGGAGGGAUUUGAGUUGGAGAACCGAGCAGAAGAGCAAAAUGACACCAAGGUUUCCCUUCUUUCAUCAGCAGUGACCACCAAGAACCCUGAUGGCAUAGAAGACUCUGUAAGCUGGUUACGAAUGCCUUUCUUGAACUUCUACAGAUCAUUCAACAAAAACUUUUUAGCUAGUGCUCAAAAGUUGGAUGCACUGAGUGAGUAUAAUCCAGUCUACAUUUCAUCCUUUAGGAAGUUGGAACUUCAGGAUGGAGCUAGGCUGCUUCUUCCUGUAGGUGUUAAUGAUACUGUCAUUCCUGUGUAUGAUGAUGAACCAACAAGUAUUAUAUCUUAUGCUCUAGCAUCACCAGAAUGUCAAUUGCAAUUGACUGAUGAGGGUGAAAGACCUGGAGUGGAUUUUUUGGCUUCCUUGCCACUUUCUGAUUCAGUGAAUUCCCAAUCAUUUCAUUCUGCUGAUGACAUGGGCUCUGAAUAUCAUAGAAGUCUUGGGUCCUCAGAUGAUAUCUUUUUAUCUCUGUCUGGAUCUCGUACGUCUCUGGUUCUAGACCCACUCUCAUAUACAAAGGCAUUGCAUGCCAGAGUUUCUUUUGGAGAUGAUAGCCCACUCGGUAAGGUGAAAUAUUCUGUCACUUGUUACUUUGCAAAGCGAUUUGAAGCCUUGAGGAAGAUCUGUUGUCCUUCUGAGCUUGAUUUCAUAAGGUCUCUCAGUCGUUGUAAAAAGUGGGGUGCCAAGGGUGGCAAAAGCAAUGUAUUCUUUGCAAAAACAUUGGAUGAUAGAUUUAUCAUUAAACAAGUAACAAAAACAGAGUUGGAAUCGUUCAUAAAAUUUGCUCCCGCAUACUUCAAAUACCUAUCUGAUUCAAUUAACACAGGAAGUCCAACAUGCCUGGCAAAGAUUCUAGGGAUCUAUCAGGUAACAUCUAAGCAUCUUAAAGGAGGGAAAGAAUCAAAGAUGGAUGUUCUGGUUAUGGAGAAUCUUCUAUUUGGUAGGAACUUGACACGGCUUUAUGAUCUUAAAGGAUCUUCUCGAUCGCGGUAUAAUCCUGAUUGUAGUGGUAGCAACAAAGUUCUGCUGGAUCAGAACUUGAUCGAAGCAAUGCCAACUUCUCCUAUUUUUGUGGGAAACAAAGCAAAGCGAUUGUUGGAGAGAGCUGUUUGGAACGAUACCUCGUUUCUUGCGUCAAUCGAUGUAAUGGAUUAUUCUUUACUGGUUGGGGUGGAUGAAGAGAAGCAUGAGUUAGUUCUUGGGAUCAUUGAUUUCAUGAGGCAGUAUACAUGGGACAAGCAUCUCGAAACAUGGGUUAAAGCUUCAGGCAUCCUUGGCGGGCCAAAAAACGCAUCUCCAACUGUAAUUUCCCCCAAGCAAUACAAGAAAAGGUUCAGGAAAGCGAUGACUACGUAUUUUUUGAUGGUCCCAGAUCAAUGGUCCCCGCCAUCUAUUAUCCCAAGUAAAUCCCAGUCUGAAUUAUGUGAAGACAACAACACACAAGCUGGGACAUUGGUUGAAUGAUGCUUACUGCGAGUCUUUCUGCUUGUACACUUAGCAUGUGAUUUGGAAUUACUCCUCUCACAUGCUCUUUUUUCCCUCUUUCAUAAGUUUUUCCUUUUCAUAGCUCAUUUUUUUUUUUUUUUUAACGAGAAAUUCAUAAAUAUUUUUUAGAAGAUGUAGAAGUAGGCCGUUUGAACCGGUGGGGGGAGAUUUCUGUCAGGGGUAUAAUAUUGGAUGACCUCUCCAUGAAAUCUUUGUACAAAAUACCUAUUCAUGUAUUUAGCAAUUACAACGUGUAUACAUAUCAUCUCAUUCUCAGAA
Molecule: messenger RNA, 6833 nt
Organism: Juglans microcarpa x Juglans regia
Lineage: Eukaryota; Viridiplantae; Streptophyta; Magnoliopsida; Fagales; Juglandaceae
Product: 1-phosphatidylinositol-3-phosphate 5-kinase FAB1B-like
Exons: 11
Coding region: 1131-6533 (1800 amino acids)
Biological process (GO): phosphatidylinositol phosphate biosynthetic process
Cellular component (GO): endosome membrane
Molecular function (GO): 1-phosphatidylinositol-3-phosphate 5-kinase activity; metal ion binding; ATP binding
Source: RefSeq, a predicted model, not a curated record